AUGGCUGCCGGUGGAGAGGAUCUAUGGCGCGAGUGCGCGACUUGGCUCACUCGAUGUGGCUUGUUACGGCCUGAUCAUAAAGCGAAUUGGGAGACGAGUACUAUCCACGAUCUUGCUUAUACUUUACGAGAUGGUGUGCUGCUUUGUAAUUUAUUAAACACGCUGUACCCGGGAUGUAUCGACAUGAAAGAUGUUAAUCAACGACCCCAGAUGGCACAGUUCUUAUGUAUGAGAAACAUUAAAGUCUUCCUGAGGACCUGCCACGAAGUGUUUGAGCUACGAGAGACUGAUCUCUUUGAUCCAUCGAUGUUAUUCGACCUGUCUGACUUUCACAGGGUGUUGUGUACUUUGGCAAAGCUCAGUCAAUGUCCUAAAGCUUUGGCUAGAAAUGUUCAACCCUUCUCAGCGAGACGGACCCAGUCGGAGGAGGACAUCUACAAGGACCUCCAGUCGGUCGCGAACAUGCCGUGCGAGUCGCCCUCGUACGAGGUGGUGGAGGAGGAAACCAGGGAGGUACCGUGGAUACAGUUCACUAUACCGAGCGUGGCCUGCGAGGACCGCGUCGAGGAGAUAUACGAAGACCUCUGCUAUGUCAAAUUCGCCUCGGACACGCCAGAGCUAGCGACGUCGUCGCACAGCUUAGAGAAGAGAGAUUACGUUAUACGGGAGCUGGUCGACACUGAGUGUAACUAUGUGGAUGUUCUCAGUAAGAUUAUCAAAUACUUCUUGAGGCCGCUGACGCCGUAUCUCAAGCCCCAGGAUAUGCAGGUCAUAUUUUUCGGUGUCAAGGAGUUGCACGAAAUACACAAUGGUCUACUCCGCCAGCUAAGGCUCGCAACAGACAAUUGUGUGCCCGGCAGCGGAGCGCCGCGACUGGCGGACGUGUUCCUGGCGUGGCGGGAGAGACUCUUACUGUACGGAGACUAUUGCUCAAAUCUCACAAACGCUCAGGACACAUUGAAAGCGCUCGAUGCGAGAGAUUCUACGUUCAGUAAGCAGCUACUGAAAUGUCAAAAAGAGCACAGUGACGGUCGCAUCCAACUGCGCGACAUCCUGUCAGUUCCCAUGCAGCGGGUCCUCAAGUAUCACCUGCUACUGGAUAAACUGGUGCAUGAGACACAGCCGAACCACGAGGAGUUCCGAGGCUUGGAGCGCGCUAAGGAAGCUAUGGUGGAUGUGGCGCAGUACAUUAACGAAGUCAAGAGGGACAGCGAGGUGCUCGUGUUGCUGGCUAAGCUGCAGGAGAGUAUCGUGGACUGGGACCGUUCGGGCGCGGAAGGCGGCUCUCUGGCAGCGUACGGCCGCCUGCUGCUGGACGGAGAGUUGAAGGUGAAGGCGCACGAGGACCAGAAGAUGAGGAUGAGAUACGUGUUCGUGUUCGACAAGUACAUGCUGCUGUGCAAGCCCGUCAAGGUGAUCUACACCACAGAGAACCAGUAUUCGUACCGUAAGGGCAUCAAGUUGGCGGAGUACCGCGUGGAGGAGGGCGGGCCGCGUCGCUCGUUGAGGGCGGACGCUCGGUGGACCGCGCACUUCUUCCUCGUGAGGAGGACCAAGGACGCCACCUACACGCUGUACGCCAAGACAGAGGACUGCCGGCGGAAAUGGCUCAAGGCCAUCAACGACGCCAUAGAGAACCUGGAGCCGGCCGGGUGUCGCCGCACCAACCACAAGUUCGUGCUACACACCUUCGAGAAGCCCGCCACGUGUCAUCACUGCUCAAAGUUCCUCAAGGGCAGGAUAUUUCAGGGCUACUUGUGUUCCGUGUGUGGAGCGUGCGCCCACAAGGAGUGCAUCGCUCUAUCGGGCCGCUGCGGGGGAGGGAGCGCCCCUGCGCCGCCCCUCCCGCCGCACGCGCUACAACCGGACACCGCGCUACACUACUACAUGUGGUACGUGGGUGAGAUGAGUCGCGAGACGGCCACGGCCCGCCUGGAGCGUCGUGUGGACGGAACCUUCCUGCUGCGGGUGAGGCCGCGCGCCGCCCUACACGACACACAGUACGCGCUGUCACUCAAGACCGACAACACAGUGAAGCACAUGCGUGUGUGCCUGAAGCCCAUCGACUCGGUGCCUCACUACUACCUGUCGGAGUCCAGGUUCUUCAGGAGCGUUGUGGAGCUCAUAUCAUACUACGAGAAGACCAGCUUGUCUGAGAACUUUGUUGGAUUAAACUCCAACUUGCGAUGGCCCUUCCGCCGCGUGGUAGCGACCGUGAUCCACGACUUCCGUCCGCUAGAGGCGUCCCAGUUGGCGCUCCGCCCCGGGGCGAAGGUGUUGGUGCUCAGCAAAGAAGGGGACGGCCGGGGCUGGUGGAAAGGUCGCACGCUCGAUAAGGGUGACCACCGCUCGGGCUACUUCCCCAAGGAGUGCGUGCGCGAGGAGCCCGAGUGUAUCGGAGCGUUGGACUGA
Molecule: messenger RNA, 2412 nt
Organism: Danaus chrysippus (African queen)
Lineage: Eukaryota; Metazoa; Arthropoda; Insecta; Lepidoptera; Nymphalidae
Source: the annotation of a GenBank genome assembly